AUGCCCUUAAGCGAUUUCAACCAACUCAGUUUUGAGGCAGAAAUUGACAGUUGCUUCACAGAGCUGAAGAUGAACAUUAUUUCGCUGAAAGCUCUUGAUAUUACUAUUUUUCUUGACCUCAAGCUUUCCUUAGAAAUGCAAAAAUAUGCGAAAACAACAACACACUGUGACCUGUUGAUAACGCUCAAGUCGAAUCAGGAAGAACCGGAAAUGAAGCAAGUGGUUGCAUGGCUGGUCGAGAUAAUCAAAACUCACGAGCCUCAGCUAAAAAUCGAAAUUCGGCAUCACAACCUCAAGGAUUGCUAUGCUCUUUAUCUGACUGCCAGUUACAAAAGUUUAUUGAAAGGAGCCGAGCUGUGUCACAUAAAGAAGCUCGUGAAAAGCUGUUUUGGUGGUGGUCUUCGUGAGUUUUCGUUCGAGGAAGCCCAAUGCUUCACUGGCAUUGAAGUUCGAAACACAUUCCUUACGGAUGCCGAGCGAGCAAUCAUAGUGAAACAAAUGGUCGAUAUGAUACGAGCACCAAAUGGUGUACCUCGUUUAAUUUCGGCCGGUCUCAUCGAGAACGUACUGCCUUUGCACAACGCCGAAUUCCUAAAGCAUCUUCAGCACAAAUGGGUGCUGUCAGCAGGAGAACAACCGUUAGAGGAAAUACGUGAUUAUUUUGGCACCGAAAUCGCCAUGUACUUUUCAUGGCUUGGCCAUAUGACCACGGCCCUGUGGUUCCCAGCUCUGUUAGAACACAAAUUAUUAGGCACUACCGAGUUCCACAAUCUUCCCACGAAGCUGGAUGCUCUCACUCUGCUCAUUUUUUUUCAGCUGUUUUCGGACGUAUGCUUCGUAUGCUUUGCUUUCUUCAAUUGUGUCUGGUCAACUGCCUAUUUGGAAUCGUGGAAGCGGAAGCAAGCAGAAUUGGCAUUCAGAUGGGGAACAUACGACAGCAAUUGUGAUUCUUAUCUCCAGGAUCCAAGGCCUCAAUUUCGGGGCGAUUGCUUUGCACCGAAUCCUGUGUCAGGACGUAUGGAACCGUUCUAUCCAGCAUGGAAACACGCUUUGAUCAGAUACGGCAUCACCUACCCUCUCAGUUUUCUUUGUGUUGUCUGUAUGUUCAUCAUGAUGCUGGUUAUAUUUCAAAUGCAGGAUAUGGCCGAUUUCUACUUUGGAUCGAGUUUUCCACUUUCGUUGAUCUGCCAUCUCCCGAUGGUCAUCUACGCGCUGAUAAUCGUACUCAGCGACAAGCUCUAUCGACAUAUGGCUUUAUUUCUCAACGAUAUUGAAAACUACCGCACAGAUGACGAGUACGAAGACUUUUUAAUCAGUAAAAUCGUCAUUUUCCAAUUUGUCACUGCUUUCGGAUCGCUAUUCUAUAUCGCUUUCUAUCUAAAGGACAUGAAACGACUACAAGAGACUCUCGCAACACUGCUCAUUACUCGCCAGAUAACACAGAACGUCAUGGAAACGGCAGUACCGUUUCUUAUGGAGAAGAUGAAGCUCAGUCGUCUAACCUAUAAAAUGACAAAGUUUGCUGCUCUGCACUUCUGUUACCUGACUGGUGAUAGGGUCUUAGUUUUCAGGUGCAUGAGCGACGGGACCCUUCGAAGACAUGUCGAAGAAGUGCGGCGUAAGAAUGUUUCGGAUAGUAAGGUGAAUGGAUAUGACGAUUAA
Angiostrongylus costaricensis is the source of this 1662-nucleotide messenger RNA. The record is from the annotation of a GenBank genome assembly. NCBI's taxonomy places the organism in Eukaryota, Metazoa, Nematoda, Chromadorea, Rhabditida, Metastrongylidae.